AUGGUUUCCAGCGCAACCUCCCGGACUUCCCUCUGUACAGUGCCAUUUCUGGGAUUGCUUCUCGUGCUGGCCGCCGCCGCCGCGUUUCCAUACACCCUGGAACCUCUUGUGGAGUUUCUGCGCGGGGGCCCACUCAUCCAAUGUCUGGGCACCGUGAAUGACCACCAGUCUGAGUUCCCCUGCCAGAGACCCGUUGGACAUGCUGUUCUGGAGCAGACAUGGUGGUUGCCACGAGCUUCGGUGACUGUCGAUGGCUGGAUUGCGGAUUACGGGCCACUGCUGCCUUACCUCCUCCUGGUGACACAGCUCUACACAGAAACCGUGGAACAGGCGGCUGAAGAGUUCGGUCAGUGGUGUCCUUGUCCCUGCUGGUGUGUUGCGCUCGCCUGGUGGAUUCUCAUGACUCUGGUGCGCCUCGUCAUAUUCUGUCUUGUACGUCCAUACAACGAGUUCUUCUCUGAUCACAUCUUUCUUCUAAACUGCAUGCUAGCUCAGAUUCAGAUGUCCCUUGCCAUGACAUCCUGUAGAAGAGACUGGAGCUCAGAAGCAGAAUGGUGGUUUUACUUGGAAGUGCUUGUGGCAGCACCGCUCGUGAUUCUUAUCUUCUUCGAGGCAUUCAUGACCAGCUGGCUUUACCACACACUCUUUGCCAGCUGUAUGGCCUUGCUUGCGUCAUCCGCCACUUUUCAGGCGACGGCAUUCAUCUGGAUGCGGCUGCUCCGAAGCACCGCCGGCCAGGAGACUGACCAUAGCAAGAAGCUGAUUGAGGAGGUGUCUAGUGUUUAG
Symbiodinium natans is the source of this 786-nucleotide messenger RNA. NCBI's taxonomy places the organism in Eukaryota, Dinophyceae, Suessiales, Symbiodiniaceae. The record is from the annotation of a GenBank genome assembly.